Bombus pascuorum is the source of this 1956-nucleotide messenger RNA. Its product is annotated as zinc finger matrin-type protein 2. Bases 135 to 728 code for a protein of 197 amino acids. Gene Ontology annotation, molecular function: zinc ion binding; nucleic acid binding. Lineage: Eukaryota; Metazoa; Arthropoda; Insecta; Hymenoptera; Apidae. Gene Ontology annotation, biological process: mRNA splicing, via spliceosome. The transcript is spliced from 5 exons. The record is from RefSeq and is a predicted model, not a curated record. Gene Ontology annotation, cellular component: U4/U6 x U5 tri-snRNP complex; spliceosomal complex.
GGUGCAUUUUAAAUUCACAGAUACUCAAAUACAAAAUGGCGCAAUAGAGAUGUGCUGUUAAUGCAAGUGAAACGAAGGGAGGAAAAUAAUUUAUUUUUCUACGUGUAAGACGACUGAAAUUAAUAAUUUUGAAAAUGUCUAUGCGACCUGAUGAUCAUAGGAGAAAAUGGAACAGAGAAGAGUACGAAAGAAUAGCGCUUCAGCGUCUUCAGGAUGAGAUAGCUGAAGAAGAGUUGGGAAUUCCAAAACAACCUGCAGUAAAAAGAGAGUUGCUCAAACAAAGGGAUUAUAAAGUUGAUCUUGAAUCUAAAUUAGGAAAAAGUGUUGUUAUUAAUAAAAAUACACCAUCAUCACAAACUGGAGGGUACUACUGUAAUGUUUGUGAUUGUGUUGUCAAAGAUUCUAUCAAUUUCUUAGAUCACAUCAAUGGCACAAAACAUCAACGUAAUUUGGGUAUGUCAAUGAAAAUAGAACGAUCUACAUUAGAGCAAGUUAAAGCACGCUUUGCAACGAACAAAAAGAAAUUAGAAGAAAAAAAGAAGGAUUAUGAUUUAGAACAGAGAGUAAAAGAAUUAAAGGAAGAGGAAGAGAAGAUAAAAGAGUACAGAAAGGAGAAGAGAAAAGACAAGAAAAGAAAAAUUGAAGAAAUCAAUGAAGAUAAUGGUGGACCUUCAGAUGAAAUGGCAGCGAUAAUGGGUUUCUCAGGAUUUGGUUCUAAAAAAAAGUGAUAAUGAGAUAUUAUCGGAUUAUUUGAUAAAAAAUUGCCUUCUGAAGAUGUAUCUUAAGAAAAGACUAUGGUGUUAUUAAUUUCUUAAGAAAUGUUUCAUUUGAGAAUUAACAUUGAACACUACAAGAUCAUGGAUGAAAAAGACUGAUCUUAUUAUAAAGAUUUAUCUUUGAUAUCAAUAUUUCAGUUUCAAUAUAAUUUAAUUUACUUCCUUUUUCUUGCAUGACCAGUGUUUAAAUGAAUAGAUAAUUUCUAUCUGUAUCUGAUAUAACGAGCAGCAAUUCAUUUCUUAAACACAAUGAAAGUAUGUUGAUUUAGCAUAUAAAUCAAUAAAAUCACUAUGGAAAUUAUGUUGAUUUAGCAUAUAAAUCAAUAAAAUCACUAUGGAAAUUAUGUGAAAUAGCUUUAGCCUUAUGAGUCACUUGUCGUUAAUGUAUUCUAGAUUUACUGCAAUACUAAAAUUAAGCUUUGUGAAGUGUAUUUACAGUUUUCCUGGACCAGGAAUGUAAUGAACAUUAUUUAAACAAUGUUGUAAUUGUUUGUAAUCACUAUGGAAAUUAUGUGAAAUAGCUUUAGCCUUAUGAGUCACUUGUCGUUAACGUAUUCUAGAUUUACUGCAAUACUAAAAUUAAGCUUUGUGAAGUGUAUUUACAGUUUUCCUGGACCAGGAAUGUAAUGAACAUUAUUUAAACAAUGUUGUAAUUUGUCAAUAAAAGUACAAGAUUUUAUAUACAUGGAAUUAUUGUGGUUAUAUAAAAGUGCAUUUACAUUACUGUACACGUGAAGUCUAUGAUAAAUAGCAAGUUUCAAAUUUUUGAUAAAACGAAAGUGGAUGCCUCUGAUUAUUUAUCUAUUAUAAAGAUUUAUCUUUGAUAUCAAUAUUUUAGUUCCAAUAUAAUUUAAUUUACUUCCUUUUUCUUGCAUGACCAGUGUUUAAAUGAAUAGAUAAUUUUUAUCUAUAUCUGAUAUAACGAACAGCAAUUCAUUUCUUAAACACAAUGAAGGUAUGUUGAUUUAGCAUAUAAAUCAAUAAAAUCACUAUGGAAAUUAUGUGAAAUAGCUUUAGUCUUAUGAGUCACUUGUCGUUAAUGUAUUCUAGAUUUACUGCAAUACUAAAAUUAAGCUUUGUGAAGUGUAUUUACAGUUUUCCUGGACCAGGAAUGUAAUGAACAUUAUUUAAACAAUGUUGUAAUUUGUCAAUAAAAGUACAAGAUUUUAUAUACAUGGAA